ACCUGUACCUAAUUUGUUAGGAUGCCCUCCCCGAGACUUUGGUCGGCUUCAAUUAAGUCAAACCGCUAACAAGGCCCCCUUACCUUUCAAGUCCAUGCUUUCGUUUGUUUUUUGCUUUUCCCAGCCCCUUUUCCUCUGUGACUCCCAUUCAACCCCUGCUCAUAUUUUAACAACGGACGCCCUUGAAUUGAUUAAAACACUCUUUUUGCGUCACGUGCUCUGGCGUCAAUAUCGCGCGGCCACUUUUCCACUCUACACGUACACCCUUAGCACACGCGUCUGGGCCACUACCUAUCACCACCGACGGGGCUGACUCGCCUCAUGCAAAGGAGAAAUGGAUGGAAUGGAUGGCUCAUUAGCGGGGGUAGCACUGCAUCAGGCAGCCCAUCUCGUACUGUUCCGCACGGGGCAUCCAUCUCAAGUUAUAAAGAUGAAGAGUGAUCAUUUCCAAUCACUAUUUGAACCUGAGGUAGGUUUCAAUUUUCCAAAAUACCCAACGAUAUUCUUCCGGCGUCUUCUUUCAUCUGCCUCAUUCUUUUGUUGCCUCGUUCUGUCUCUGCCUGCUUCGCCGUCCACCUCGUUAUCGGCCCAACGAGUAUAAAACAACCCAGCGAUCCCAUCGUUUAAUAAUUUAAAACUAUCUUUACCGAAGCAUCCCUCAGGAAUCAUCAACAUGUUCUCCUCUUCCAGACGCCAUGAGAGCUCAAGCAAGAGUUUCUCAAAAAGCCACAAGGCCAGCAAAUCGAGUUCUUCUUUCAGCAAAGACAGUGGCAUCACCAAGCGAAGACAUGAGUCCCGCCAUCGCCGACCAACAAUGACUUCCAUGACCAGUGCCAGUGGUGAUACCAUGAUGGACAACAACAUGGCCUCACCCAUCGUCACUCUCGUAGUUGGCAGCGAACAACGUCUCUUUGCCGCUCACGAAGACGUUCUUGCCACUAGCCCUUUCUUCAACAAUGCUCUACGAAAUGGAUACAUGGACGUCGCCAGCAAACGCAUCUCUCUUCCCGACGAAGAGCCCGAGAUCUUCAGCUCUGUUCUUGAGUUUCUCUACAAGGGAGACUACACUCCUCGUCUCGUUCACAACAAACGUCGUAACUCGUACGAACUUGAAGCUGCUAGCGAAGAACAGCGUGCUGCUGUCGAGAGCACAGUUUAUCAUCGUGGCAUCGACGGUGAUCUUCUCAAGGAUACUGUCAUCUACUGUGCGGCGGAGAAGUAUGGACUUGAUGAGUUGAAGAAGCUGUCGCUGCGAAAGCAAGGACUUCGUAGGUUUCAGUCUCUCCCCUUUCAUCCUUUUACUGAUGAUCUUUUUUCUUUUUAGAAUCUGGAAUCCAGUGCAGCACCAUACUUGCUUCAGCAAGAUACGCCUAUGCCAACACUCCUGAUACUGACUCCAAGCUACGAGCUCACUAUCUUGCACUCAUCAUUCGUUCACGAAGCACUUUCAAGCGAAGUGGUACUAUGCAACUCGAGAUGUACAACGGCGGCACUCAACUUUUCUUUGAUCUUUUUGUCGCUCUUUGCAACCAUGUCGACGACAUCUCAACCGCACAAAACACUCCUCGCUCAAACCGCCACUUCUCUUAAUGCACAUUCCUCACUGUGUGGCUUCUGCUCCGUUUUAAUGAAACAUGAAUUUCCUUUCUCUUCGAUACAAGGCGUCGACUUCACAGUACUGACAAAUGCCAUAAAACUAAAGAAAUAUCUGGGGUGGAGUUCAGGUGCUUUUAUUGAUGCUUUAUUCAAGGAGUUCUAACGGUUGAAAUUUGGCGUUGACAUUUCUUUUCUGUACAACUAUUCUUCUUACGGGCCCCUAGAGGGUUCAACAUUUUGGAGCACAGGGGUUUUUGGAUCUUGGCUUCGCUGAACGCGAGCCGGUUGGGUGAUAUUGGAUUUUUCACGAUGAUUUUGUACCGAGGAUACCAAGACUGUCAUCUGAGAUGGAUGGGCCAAAAUAUGUAUCAUUAUUCACGACGCUCAUUUUCACGAACUUGAAAAGAGCGAGUUUUCAAAUACAGUUCAUGUCUUGCA
Molecule: messenger RNA, 2034 nt
Organism: Fusarium odoratissimum NRRL 54006
Lineage: Eukaryota; Fungi; Ascomycota; Sordariomycetes; Hypocreales; Nectriaceae
Exons: 4
Coding region: 674-1324 (216 amino acids)
Molecular function (GO): protein binding
Source: RefSeq, a predicted model, not a curated record